UUGCUAUUUCUGUCAGCAGGAGAGCGGAGGGGUGGGCGCAGCACUCGAGGGGCCGGACUUUCUUUUCUGCAACUUGCCUCCGAUAAGGCUGCUUUUGUUUUCCUCCUCCACUGUAGUGUGUAGUGACAACACCAGCGGCUCUCACCAUCACCUCCCGUCAGGUCCUGUUCCCUUUGGCACUGGUUUAGCGCACCAGAAUCCAUUGGACCUUAGCUGGAUUAUCUUUAAGGUGUCUGGACUCAAACUGUUUCAACAGGCUUUUACUAUGGAUUCGGCACCUCUGGGAACAUCGUAAAGACAGACAGACAGAUAGGACCACAUAUUUCCUGCAGUGGCAGAUUCCUCGGUGCUUGUGUCGGUGUCGUGUGCAGCCUUGUUUCCCAUGGACCUCAGGGUGGGAGAGCGGGGGAUCCGCCCCGGUUCGGACACGGCGCUCCUCACCCCGCUGCACCCACCUUUACUCCUUACCCCAUUCUCCUCUCAGCCCUGCCCCUCAUUCUCUCAACAGCAAUUGCACCAACAAAUCAGGUUUAAUAUGGAGCAGAGGAGGCAAGAGCAGGAACACCAAGAGAAACAGCAGGAGCUGCAGCAGCUGAAACACAAAGACAAAAGUCAACAGAGUGCAGUGGCCAGUUCCCUGGUAAAACAGAAACUUCAGGAGGUGAUUCUUAAGAAGCGGAAACAGGCAGAGCUGGAAAGGACGAGCUCUAACACACUGACUCCGGCUCUUGUUGCAUACAGGAAGCUGGGCCCAGACCCAAGUGUAUCCUCCCAGCCUCUGGUCUCAUCUCCGCUGCAGCCUUCCUCUGAUGGUUCAGAAGGGACGCCAUUACGCAGAGCAGCGUCUGAGCCCAAUCUGAAGGUGAAACACAAGCUGAAGAAACACCUGAACACCCGCAAGAGCCCACUCACCCGGAAAGAGAGUGCCCCGCCCACCGUCAAACACAGAGUCCCUGAUGCACUGGACUCAUCCCCCAGCAGCAGUAGCACUCCAGUCUCUGGCUGUAGUUCUCCUAAUGACAGUCUGCCCAAUGAAAACGGGCUACUGCCAUCUGCUGGCGGCCUGUCACAUGAGGCCCAGAAACUGCUGCUCAGAGAUGGUACCCUAGCUAACUUCACCAUCCAGAGUCCCUCCACUCUGCCCACCAUCACACUGGGGUUACCGGCCAACGCCAGGGCAGAAGGAGAGCUGUCCUCUCUGAAGGUCGGCCGGGUGCCAGUGGUUACAGCCGGAGGCUCGCAAGUCUUCAUCCCCCUGAGCAGAGAGGACCAGGCUGGGCAGCUGAACCCUCACCUGCCUGUAAUCAUCCUAGAGCCCUCUGGACUGGUACACACACCACUGCUCACUGCAGUUCCAGGCCUCGACUCUGUCCCACUACAGUUUGUCUCCCAGUUAGACCACCUGUCUCCUGGAGGCACACAACCCCACAAGCCCCUGAGCAGAACACGCUCAGAACCUCUUCCCCAGAGCCCGAGGACCCUUCACACACACUUCCUCCAGCAACAACACAACACACAGCUACUGGAGAGGCUUAAACAGCAGACUCACCUGGGAAAGCUGAUGUCUAAGUCCAGUGAGAAGCCCAGACUGCAUCAGAUACCCUCUGAGGAUAUGGACUCAGAGGAUGGCGGCGGGACUUCGCCCCCAGAGCCGACCUAUCAGAGCAGAGUGAGGGCAGAGUCACUGAGGGAGGUGGACCCUAUAGUCUCCAAGAGCCACAAAGAGCAAAUGAAUCUGCAGCAUGCACUCAUACUCAACCAGUCAUUGCUGUGGGAACAGCAAAAGCAGCUGCAGCAGCUGCAUCGACAGAUGGAGACCCUGGCCGUACCUGUGUUACGCAGCAGCGGCAGUGGCGGGGUUGGUAGUGGGUUGGGCGUCCAUCGCCCCCUGUCACGUACGCAGUCAUCCCCAGCCUCCACCUCUCUCACUCUGCCUGAGAAACCCCUGAGCUUGGCUACACAGGAUACCAGCAGCAAACCACGCUUCACCACUGGCCUGGUGUAUGAUUCUCAAAUGCUGAAGCAUCAGUGUACAUGUGGAGACAACAGCAGCCACCCAGAGCAUGCUGGGAGGAUACAGAGCAUCUGGUCUCGACUACAGGAGAGAGGACUCAGAGGACAGUGUGAGAGCAUUCGAGGUCGUAAAGCCACUCUGGAGGAGCUGCAGUCUGUCCACACAGAGCGCCACGUGCUGCUCUACGGCACCAACCCACUCAACAGACUCAAACUGGAUAACCGCAAACUGGCUGGAAUCCUCUCUCAAAGAAUGUUUGUGAUGUUACCAUGUGGGGGAGUAGGGGUUGAUAAUGACACCAUCUGGAACGAGUCACACACCUCUACUGCGUCGCGCUUGGCGGCAGGCAAUGUUGUGGAGCUGGCCUUCAGAGUGGCCAAAGGAGAGCUGAAGAAUGGCUUUGCUGUGGUCAGGCCUCCCGGGCAUCACGCAGACCCCUCCAGUCCUAUGGGGUUCUGUUACUUCAACUCUGUGGCCAUAGCUGCCAAGCAGCUCCAACACAAGCUCAGUGUUAGCAAGAUCCUAAUAGUUGACUGGGAUGUUCACCAUGGUAACGGCACCCAGGAAGUGUUCUACAGCGACCCCAGUGUUCUCUACAUCUCGCUUCACCGCUAUGACAAUGGGAAUUUUUUCCCUGGCAGCGGGUCACCAACUGAGGUUGGUUCUGGAGCAGGUGAGGGCUUCAAUGUGAAUGUAGCAUGGACAGGAGGACUGGACCCACCCAUGGGAGAUGCUGAGUACCUCGCUGCAUUCAGGUCUGUGGUGAUGCCCAUCGCCCAGGAGUUCUCCCCGGAUGUUGUGCUGGUGUCGGCUGGGUUUGAUGCUGCCGAGGGCAACCCUGCUCCUCUGGGAGGAUACAAAGUCACAGCUAAAUGUUUCAGCUUCCUAACCCGCCAGCUGAUGUCUCUAGCAGGGGGUCGUCUGGUUUUGUCCCUUGAGGGAGGUCACGACCUCACAGCUAUCUGUGAUGCUUCUGAAGCCUGUGUCAGUGCCCUCCUGGGCAUACAGGAUCCACUGCCAGAAGAAGUCUUACUCCAGAAGCCCAACGCUAAUGCAGUCCAUUCCUUGCAGACUGUCAUACAGAUACAAAGUCAGUACUGGCAAAGUGUGAAGGCUCACAGUGCAUCAGUGGGUAUGUCCUACCUGGCUGUUCAGAGAAGAGACUGUGAGGAAGCAGAUGCUGUUAAUGCGUUGGCCUCGCUCUCAGUAGGAGCCCUCUCCAACAAGAGCCUCCCUGACGAGCCAAUGGAGCAUGACAGUGACUCAAUGUAGAAGAAUCUGACCAUUCACCUCAUGGAACUCACUUUCAGGAAUGGGGCCCAACCUCUAGCCUCGGAUCUUCUGCGCUGUCACAUGCCCAUGAAGGGGAUGUGUUUGUAAUGCCACUGAACCCCACCCAUCUGCCUUAUGCACACACAUACACAUCCACCGACACACCUCUACGGACGAGCACCUCAGUGCUGGUAACCACUCAGCUGAAGCCAGCAGCACUACCUAUAGCUAGGAAACCAUCUGAAGCCUCACCAAAGAGCAACAUAAGAUCAUUUUAAAAAGACUUUGUCUCCUGACUAACUUUGGAUUGUAUGUAUGUUCAGAGAUCCAGAUUGAUAGCUCUGUGAACAUGAGCCUUGUGGGAACUGACAGAAUACAGAUGCAGAAUGCAGCUCUGAUUCUUAUUAAAGCACUAUGUACCAGCAGCUGUUUUGUUGCCUUACAGUAACCUUGCCUUAAUUCAAGGACCAACAACUGGUUUCAGAAGGACAGUUUGGAAUUUAAACUCUCUUGUGCCACUUUGUUUCCCAUAUCAGAAUUGAAGCAGUGCUAACCAAAUGGGAUGCAAUGUGGCUGCUGCAGAAUGAACCUACUGUAUGACAUCAGUUGCAAGCAUAUACUGUGCACAUACACCUGGGGGAUAAAAUGCAAAAAUAUCAACAAAGAGGAUGUGGCCUCAUCAAAAAGAAAGAAUAUGAGGGAAAAGACAUUGAUGUCAUUACAGUACAUGCAGUUAAACCACUAAGAGAAGACAAUGAUGGAAGGAAAGAGAAAAUGAAGACAAAAUGGACAACUGUGGUUUUGUAGAAACAAAGAAAGGGCCAGUGUCCUUGUUGUUUUAUUGCACUGUUCAUUCCAUAAUGUGAAUUGUAAGAAAUUCCAAAACUCGGGGGGGAAAAAAAAUCUGCUCUUCUCUCUAGGUUAUUUAAUUUUUGAGGAUUUAGAUGAAAUGGUGUUUGCUAUAUUUUUCCCACUAUUGAUCUGAGAUGUCUUAUGAAGUCUGACUGACUCUAAGGACGCGAAGGCCGAAAUACUGUACAGUUCUGUUUCCUUAAAGUUAAUCUGAAAAGUCAGCAAGAUUUUGAGAGCACGAUUUCACUGCUGCUCAUGUUCCUUGGAUGCCCCCCCCCACACACACACACACACGUACAAAUGUACCACUAGUAUUGAAUACUGUAUGUUUUUGUGUAUGUUUGGGACUAAACGUGCAUUCAUUCCAUCAUGGCACCACUGAGGACCAUUGUAUUGUUCUAUAUAGUAGCAAUAAUAUUAAUGCACUUAAAGGACAUCACCCAAAGAAAACUGCCUUAAAACAGCCUGCACUUGGCAAUGUGACUGUAUGGAAGCAACAAGAGGGACCAGUUUGGAUACAGCUCUUAGUGACUCUACAAAACAAACCUGUGGAACAUCAUAUAUACAGAGUUUUGUAUUCUACUUGUUUUGAUGAUGAGUGCAGUGAGCUGGCCUGGUUUGAAUGUUUUCUUUUUCAUUAUGUAAAAAAUAGUAUUAGAUUCCCAGGCUUAAUCAUAGUCUAAUUAAAAGAAAAGAAUGCAUUAUUUUGUUUAGAAGUGACCUUGUGUGUUUUCCAUAUGAAAGUCUUCUCUGUAACUGUGCUUUGUAGUGGCACGUUUUCUCACGUUAUCAGACUAGACAAUGUCAUGCUAAACAUUUAUUUGAUCUUUGAUUUGACAGCUUUUUGACUGCCCUGCUAUCGGGGCUUGUAAGGGCUCAGCAUUUCAAAUGUACAAAUAUCAGUUUGGAUGUUAUCGUUUCGCAAAAUAAAGCUUGUUGAAGUCCAUUUUUCACACACAAGAAGUUUGACCAAUUGAGUCAGAAUAAUUACAUUUUACAAAAUUUGUCCAUAAAGAGAGAGAUUCACUAAAACUGAGACAAGGAACUUGAAGUUUUGGUUUUUGUCUAACUAGCCACUCCACUUUCAUGAAAAUUGAUGCUUUAGAGCUUUCCUUUGAUUUUUUUUUAUUUUAUUUAUUUUUUUUAUAUCCAUGAUUGGAUUUAAAGCAGCACAGAUUUUCAGCUCUGGUAUCAAAUAUUUGAUUUGCUGUUUUGUGUGUAAAUGCAGCUUUUGUAGAGUUCCGGUUGCAAUUAUCACAAUCAGCACAGCAAGUUCAUGUGACAGAGUGAAGUACUGCCAGUUCAGCAUGCAGGUGUUCACUUUGCUUUAGUCUGAUCCUGGGCAUUGCCCAGAACUUUGACAAGAAACAAACCGACAGUAGAAGUCUCACUACUGCUCCAUCCUGGUGAAAAUGUUGCAUUAAGGAUUGGUAUUCCUCAUCGUGUUCUUAAUAUCAUGUGACAGCAUUUAAACAAGCUGUCUCACUGACAUAGUGUGCAAAACAGGUGCAUGUGAUGUAUAUGAAGAAAAUGUCUGAUUGGUCAAUGAGUGUGUGUGUCUGUGAGAGAGUAUGUUUGCAUGCGCACUAAUGCUUAUGUAAACUUCUGUCAUGUGUUUUGUGCAUGCAUGUGUGUUUGAGUGCUUGUCAAAUAUUGUAAAUGACCUCUUCUGUAUUAUAUUCCCAGUUUUUUGUCUUACAUAGAGGCCAGUAUUGCCUCAAAUCUUAAUUCCCUUAAUUAAUGAUGUAAUUUGUACCUUCUUUUGAAAAACAGUCACUGUAAAUAGAAGCUCCAAGACCAAAAUACACAUGUCACACAUGUGCCUUGAUGCAUUCAGUAGUAUGUGUAUUGGAACUAACUGGACUUAAAAUAACUCUAUUGAGAUCUUUGUUUCAUGCUGUUCUUUUUUAUUUACUUAUAUGUUAUUUUUCCCUUCACAUUUCCUACCAUGUGUAUGUACAGUAUAGAAAGAUUGUCUAUUUUGUACUGUUAUUUUUCUCUUCUUCUUGAUUAAAAAAUACUUUUCAGUAAAAGCCCA
Monopterus albus (swamp eel) is the source of this 6176-nucleotide messenger RNA. It is a transcript of the gene hdac7a, whose product is annotated as histone deacetylase 7a. The coding region runs from base 383 to 3286 and encodes 967 amino acids. Gene Ontology annotation, molecular function: histone deacetylase activity. Gene Ontology annotation, biological process: negative regulation of transcription by RNA polymerase II. NCBI's taxonomy places the organism in Eukaryota, Metazoa, Chordata, Actinopteri, Synbranchiformes, Synbranchidae. The record is from RefSeq and is a predicted model, not a curated record. The transcript is spliced from 26 exons.